Colias croceus (clouded yellow) is the source of this 3215-nucleotide messenger RNA. RefSeq names its product poly [ADP-ribose] polymerase-like. Gene Ontology annotation, molecular function: zinc ion binding; NAD+ poly-ADP-ribosyltransferase activity; NAD binding. NCBI's taxonomy places the organism in Eukaryota, Metazoa, Arthropoda, Insecta, Lepidoptera, Pieridae. Bases 178 to 3135 code for a protein of 985 amino acids. The transcript is spliced from 20 exons. The record is from RefSeq and is a predicted model, not a curated record. Gene Ontology annotation, cellular component: nucleus.
CAAGAAAUGUUUUGGCAAAAUUGGCGCUAAAGCUAAUUUUGUAGUAGGUAGAUAAAAUAAAAUUAUAAAAAUAAUAUAACGUUCUAAUUUUUCUAAUCGGAUUAUACUUGGUUCGAAAAAACCUAUUCGCGUUUAAAAAGUAUUGUGUACAGUUGUUUUUUAUAUAAUACCUAUCUAAUGUUUAAAUACCAAAUUGACUACGCCAAGAGUAGUCGGUCAGAAUGUAAAUCGUGCAAAAAAAAGAUUCUCAGCAAUGAAUUAAGGAUUGCCUAUGUCUUUAAGACAAAAGGGUUUUUUCAGCCACGUUGGAAUCAUGAAAGAUGUUUUUUCAAAAACGGCAAACGCUUUGCACACUUUAGUGAAUUUGAGAAUUUUAACACUCUUCAGCCUCAAGAUCAGAUAAGAAUUAAAGAGAACUUAGUUGAUCCUAAUGAGCAAAAUAGUAAUUGUGAAAAUGAUGAACGAAAAAUUGUGCUCGAUGAUAGAGAGAAAGCUAUUCUAUCAGAGUUUUCUAUAGAAAAAAGUAAAAUAUCUACUGCUUCUUGUAGGAUAUGCGGCUUAAGAAUAAUUAAGGAUGACCUGAGGAUUGCCAAAGUAGAAUAUUCAGUGAGGUAUGGCGAAACACCUAAAUUCCAUCAUUUGUCAUGCUUUUCAAAUAUAAGAAGCGACUUCAAAUUUUCUGUGGGAGGGGAAUAUAUGCCAGGAUUUGAAUUGUUGUCUGAAGCAGAUAAGGAAAAUGUCAAAGAUUACAUAAGACCACAUGUACAAAAACCAACCAUGAAGCAUAAGAUUGUGCCCGAGCAGAACACUCUGCGGCGCGGCAACGACGAGGAAAUAACACUGCAAAAUGAAACCUUUCACAAACAUAAGAGAGCUUUACGUGCAUUAUCUAAAAAUGAAUUGGAAAAUUUAUGUCAAAGGAAUGAUACGAAAUUUUUGAAAGGAACUGAAGAGCUAUUAAACUUGCUGGCGGAUUGUAUGACGUUCGGCGUAUUACAUAGGUGUCCGGAAUGCCUGGGACAGUUACAGCUUAAAACUUCGAAUUACGAAUGUACAGGUCAUCGCGAUGAAUGGGGCUCGUGUAAAUAUCAAACUAGGAAACCUCGCAGGAAAUUGAUGGAAAUUCCGCUGGAAUUGCUAAAGUAUGCAGGCUUUGGGGAUUAUGUGCCAACCUUAGGAGAAAGAAUAUUCAACGAUGAACGACUGAUAGAAAUACCUCCACAGCAGCCAAAGAAGCCAAGAACUAUACUCGUGCACGCGCCACUAAAGAACGUGCAGUUCUACAUACACGGUCUGAAAGCGGAGCAGAAGGAGGCGAUCAAGCGUCGCAUACUACGGCUCGGUGGGCUCGUCACCAGCCAGCUGGUGCAAACCGUAGCUGCGGUUGUUUCCACACCGGAUGCGCUGAAGAAGGGCUCAAGUGUGGUGGAGAAGAUCGAGAUUGGCGGCAUUCAUGUAAUUGAAGAAAAGUAUCUGGAUGAAAUUGAAUCUACUCCUAAUAUGGAACUAAUUGGUGCGCUGUCUCUCAUUGAGAAACAUAAUAUCGCGGAUUGGGCUUUUGAUGUUCUAUCUCGGGUACCGCAAGACGUCAUAGAAGGAAAGCAAGUAAAGGUGUCAGGAAAUAUGUAUGCAGCUAAAACGGUCGAUACUGAUAUUGCAACCACCAAAGUUAAGGAUGGGGUGCCAGUUUUGUGCAUCCAGGGACUGGAACAAGUGGCGCAUGUGUACAGAGAUGACGAACCAUUCACCGCGACCCUUAACCGAACAGACCUGAACUCUAAGUUUUGUGCCAACCUCAGUUGUACCAUACAGUUGCUAGAAGCUGAUUAUUCUAAACGGUACUGGGUUGUUAAGAGGACGGGUGAAACUGGUUCCAAACCUUUCUUAACUGUGAAAGAGUUUGAGGAUGACUUAAGCGGAGCUAAGGAAUUAUUUGAAAAGGAAUUUUUUAAGAAGACAGGGAACACGUGGUGUUCAAGGCAUCAAUUUCAGAAGAAACAUGGUAAAUACGAUUUGGUGCAAUUGGCUAAUCUGAACAAAACAAUUCCUGUACUACUCAUGGAUAGCCAAAGCUCUCUACCGGUUACAUUACAGAAACUGAUGAUUUUGCUCUUCGAUAUCAACAUCAUUAAUAAAACAAUAGCAGAUAUUGAUGUGGAUUCGAGCAAAAUGCCUUUAGGUGUCCUUGAUGAUGAACAGAUUAGAGCGGGAUAUGAGACCUUAUUGCAUUUAUUUCUUCUAGUCCAAAAGGGAAAAGUCAGCUAUAAUAGGAUUAAAGAUCUCUCUAAUAAAUUCUAUACGAAGAUACCACAUAAGGGAACAGAAAAAGAUUUAGUGGUUCUGAAUAGCAUGGAGUUAAUUAGUUCCAAAUUUGAGAUGCUAUUCAACUUGCAGAACACUCACUUAUCGUAUAGAUUAUUAGAAGAAGAAAUGGACGCGUCUGUCAAUAGAAUGGAAACAUACUACCAUAGACUGAACACAGAAAUCGUUACGUUGGACAAAGAUUCUAAAGAAUUCAAUAUGAUAUUGGAAUACUUUACGAACACUCAAUCAGAGAGACACUUGAAUAACUUUAAGAUGCACAUUGAAGAGAUAUUUCUAGUGGAACGGCAAGGUGAGAAGCAGCGCUAUGAGCCUUACAAAUCAUUGCACAAUAGGAAACUGUUAUGGCACGGGUCACGGCUCUCUAACAUUGCUGCUAUACUUCAUAAAGGUCUCCGCAUAGCACCACCAGGGGUGCCAGCAACGGGCUACAUGUUCGGCAAAGGGAUAUACUUCGCGGACGUAGCGACGAAGUCCGCACAAUACGUACACGCUACUGCGGACCAUCCCAGUGGGGUGCUUCUGUUGUGCGAAGUGGCGCUUGGUAAUAUGAAGAAAUGCCACACCAAAGAAUAUGUUACAAAAUUGCCAGAUGACACCCAGUCAGUUUGGGGAGUCGGUUGUAUUCAACCAGACCCCUCGCGCGCCAUCACUUUACAAGAUGGCACCAUUGUGCCUCUUGGCAAUAUUGUAACGAACGACGAUGUUCUCUCUGCGCAAGGUGAACUUAUACACAAUGAAUUUAUUGUCUACAAUGAAGCUCAAGUCACAAUCAAAUAUUUGCUACAGAUAACUUUUGAUGUAUGUACGUGAAAAAAAUAUUAUUUACAACAUUCUGUAGGUACUUACUCUUGUAAUCCAUUUUUUUAUUUAUAAUAAAAUUAAUAAAAAUG